AUGAACCGCGCUAUCCUCCUUGCUGCGUUGCUAUUCGCUUCAACGUACGCUCAAUGGCCUUGCGGCAGAAUAGAAGAGAAACAUCCACCUUUCACCUGGCACUCCUGUCACGGUAAAGAAUGCCAUCAAAAGUACGGCGCCGUCGUCCUGGACGCCACGCUACGUCAAAUAGACUGCUGCCACGGUAGCUUCAACAUCAACGAUUUACAAAGAACAGCUUGCAAAAAGAAGAACAAAACCACCUGCCCCGUGGACUGCUGUAUCGAGGGCGCUGACUACCAAGCUCAUGGCAUAUCGACCGACGACACGAGUCUGACACUGGACCUCGGCGCCAGCGACCUUGAUACUCCGAAGGAUCUGGUUCGGGUGUUGACUUUGAAGGACGACGAGCGUUACCUGCAACCCCAUUUGAUCAGGGCAGACGAUUCGGAGUAUACUUUCGAUCUGGAGAUUCGAAACGUGCCCCCAGGUUACAAGGCGAGAGUGUCGCUUCAUUGGAUGUGGGGGAAUGGCGGUAAAGGAAAGGAAAAGGGCGAUAAAGCCGGCGCCAGGUACGGAACCGGGUAUUGCGAUGCUACAUGCGACCAAGGUCAAAGGUUCGUCCACGGUAAAGCCAAUUACGAUGGAUGGGUUCCUUCAGAGCACGACCCUACGUUGGGUAAAGGGCCUCUCGGCGCAUGCUGCACCCACUUUGUGCUAUGGGAGGGAAACACGGAGUCUACAGAUUUUGGCUUUAGUCCAUGCUCUCCAACUUGGCCUCAUUGGUGCAAGACUGAAAAGUGCAGACAGAAAUGUUUCGCGCCCGGUUGUACAUGGAACCCCCACGGCAACCGCCAUAAACCGUUCUAUGGCCCUGGGCCAACGAACACUAUCGACUCGACAAGGAAGUUCAGCGUUGUAAAUCAGUGGUUCUCACAGCAGACGCCGUUAGUAGCUGCCAUCCUGAAAACUAGGGCCAUGUACUUUAUCCAAGAUGGAAAGCUUCUCCGAAGCCCGCCGUCUGACUACAGACCUAACGGUAAGGAGUUUUUUACCAUGAAUAAGCAGUACUGUCAAAAGGUGGUGUCGGAAUUCAAGAAUGGCAAGUGGUGGAAAAGAUCUGGUAAAUGGUGGCAGCGAGGUUACGGCCACAACUACCCAAUGGUGCCUGUUUUCAGCUUAUUCCGAGAUCGAGAGUACGAUAAGAUCCGGCGUUUGGAGAAUGACGGGAAAGAAGUUGAAGAGCUACCUCGCAACGCAUCUGUUACUUUCUCCAACUUUAGAAUCGGCACGAUUAACCAGACUUAUGUUGAUCUGCUUGACCCAGACGCGCGGCCAUAUGACUGUCCGCAUCGGCGUCUCAACACAUUUCACGAGAAAAACCAACCCAAGCCUACAGGUUAUGCAAGACUGUUUCGAAGCACGUAA
This is a messenger RNA of Fusarium redolens, 1407 nucleotides long. RefSeq names its product glycosyl hydrolase family 7-domain-containing protein. The record is from RefSeq and is a predicted model, not a curated record. Bases 1 to 1407 code for a protein of 468 amino acids. The transcript is spliced from 2 exons. Gene Ontology annotation, molecular function: hydrolase activity, hydrolyzing O-glycosyl compounds. Gene Ontology annotation, biological process: carbohydrate metabolic process. Lineage: Eukaryota; Fungi; Ascomycota; Sordariomycetes; Hypocreales; Nectriaceae.